AAGGUGGACACCAUUGAUGCAGCUGUUAAACGAAUUCUUGAUGAACUCAAAAACACUCGAAGCAGAGAGAAUGCCAUCUACUUUGAUGGCUGGGAUGGGCUUGGUGCGUCUGCCGUCCUGCGAGCCGUGGCCCAACGGCUGGCACCAAAUGAACAAACAAGGCCCCCAGGACUGGAGUUUGAGCAAGUCAUCCACAUUGACUCCUCAAAGUGGGAGAGCAGAAGAGCGGUGCAGAGGGAAAUCUCAGAGCAGCUGAAGCUUCCCGGUUGGGUGAGGAAGAUGUUUGACAAGCAAGACGAUGAUGAUGAUUUCAGUGGUAUUGCUGAAGGUUCUCGGACUGAGAUAGCAGAAGUCACGGCAGAGAUCCAUAGGAGCAUGCAGAGCCGCAGGUUUCUGCUCGUUCUUCACAAUGGAAGCAGCGAGGUGAUUGACACAUUUAACCUCGGUCUUUCCCUAUAUGGAUACUUGAGUGGCAAGAUGCUUUGGACCUUCCAAGGGAGGUUCCGGCUCGACCCCAAGCUGCGAGACAAGGUUGUGACGAAGAACACAACAGAUGUUCUUCUCUCAGCUUCCCGCUCUGAGCGAGACCCACAAGAUCUCUGGUCCUAUCUGGUGCGUGAAGAGGCUACACAAGUUUGCUGCAAGCAUGGCCUGGAUCCUGCAACUGUUGCUGAGUGCUUCUCAUACACGUUGGAACGGAGUUACAUGAGCCAAAAUAUCAUUGACUAUGACUGGACUCUCCAUGCUCCCAGCUUCUGGAUGUGUGAUGGGAUCAUACAACAUCAGACACAUGGCAUUCAUGAGGCGUGGCAGGUGGCUCAUGCUCUGCACCAAGAAAUGAAAGUGUGUGUUAACAAGUUGUCUCGACACACAAGGAAGAAGGAGGAUAUUCAUACUUCUCACAUGAUAAGGUCUGCUGGCCACCGGCCAUACUGGAUUUCAACGGAAACUUGUGGUUUUGUACUCAAUCCGGGCGGGCUUUUCCAUAACAAUAUGUUUCAGAAUCCAGACCAUAUCGGUGUGCUGAAACUGUCAUCGUGUGCCUUCAGUUUCUCAUCGCCCCCAUUCCUGUGCUGCCACCGUCUUCGAUUUCUGUGGCUUGACCGUUGUCAGGACCUGCAAAGAAGCAAAGAUUCGCAAGAGGAGAAGGACACUACCAGGUCAUGGACAUGCUUCCAAACCUUGUGGAUGCUUGACCUGCGCUACAUGGACUGGUCUUGGAUCUUGUCUGCAGAUACGAUGACCCAGCUGAUAGAACUAAACAUAAUGGGAGCCGAGGACUGGGACAUGAGCCGUCUACGGGGACGGCUGCGUAACAUUCGCAAACUCCGGAUAACAAAUUCGACCUGCCUCAAUUACGACAGUAACUUGUUAUCCGAGAUGGAACAGAUGGAGAUUCUUGAAUUUUCUGGAAAUGACAUUACGCAAAGCGGGACGUCAAGCUUGACCCUUUGCAGUGCAGAAAGAAGAGGGAGUGGACUUCAGACUGUCAUUGUUGAUGGAUCGUUUGGGCUAAAAAAGAUCUCGCUGCAGGGUUGUGAUCAGCUGAAGAGUGUCUUGUUGAGAGGACUACUGAUGGCGAGAUUGGAGGAGUUGGACCUGUCGGGUACAACAUUGCAGACAAUUGACCUCCGUGGAAUAAGGCAUGUUCCCAGGCGGCUCCUUCUAGUAGGCUGCCAGAAACUCCGUGCAAUACUGUGGCCACCAAAGGUCUAUGGAGGAUAUUUGGAUGUGCUGCAUAUUGACACCACCUCCCGAUCAGCAUCAGAUACCAGAGUGGAAGAAUACUUGGCUGAUGCUGCUUCUGCGAGGUCAUCAUCAGUACUACUAUACGAGGACCAAGCACUGCAUGCUCAUCCUCAUAUCCAUGAAUCCCUUAAAGAGCAGAAAGGAAGACAGUUUAAUAGAUGGCGAAUUUCUCUUACUGAUGCAAGGCUCCUCAGGUCACUUUUGCCCUUGAUGAAUUCUUUUAGUAGAUCUGACUCCUACGUUCAAGACAGGAUUGAUGGAUCUGUACAUAUUGAUAUCUGUUCGGCAGAUUCUCUGGGUGGUAGGAUCGUCCAAGGAACCAGGAGCAGCAGCCGCAGCGAACAAAUGCUAUCCCAACCGCAUGGAAGUACUUUGGUGGACUUAAAGUACAAAGAUGCCUUUGAGAAGACCGGCCUGUCUCAUAGUUAUGAUGAUUGUGGUAAUGGACCAACCCCAUCUGCGGUGAUGAUGAUGUGGGAUUGCCCCAAGAUAGAGAUUCCCAUUACGUACCAGACAUGUAUGAUAGAGAUGAUGGUGGACGAACAGUGCAGUGAACUCACCGAGGAUGCUCAAAUUACUAUCAAUAGUGGUUUAUCAUCUCUGCAUUUUCCUGAUCCUAUAUAUUCUUAUGUUACAUCGUUGCACGUGUACGAUAGCUCCACCAUCACCAAUAUCUAUGCACCUGAGUGGACAUUUGGAACAAUGCCUCGGCUAAGAUGGUGCCGGGUCGAGAGGUGCCCCAAGAUACACACGGUCUUUCACACUCCCAAGAGAAAGUGGGUGUCUGGCCAGAGAAUUUCGGGGUCCCAGUUUGAGUGGCUUCGUACAUUUUGGGCGUCCCAGCUCCUAACUGCACGCUACAUCGGGUGCCGGCCUAGUACAAAAUCUUAUUCUGAUGAAAAGUCCUUUGAUAACCUGAAGCUCUUGCAUCUGGACUUCUGCCCAAGUCUCAUACAUGUGCUCCCCAUACAAGUGUUUGAAAUGCAAAUCCUGCAUCAACUGGAGACCAUUGAGAUCAUAUGCUGUGGGGAUCUCAGGGAGAUAUUCCCAUUAUAUUCCCGGUAUGAGAACCAAGAAGAGAAGACAAUAGUAUUCCUCAUGUUGAAGCACAUCCAUCUGUGCGAACUACCAAAGCUGGAGUGCAUCUGCUGCGGGCUCAGCGUGGCUGCUCCCAUGCUUGAAACUGUCAAGAUCAGGGGCUGCUGGAGCCUCAAGCGCCUGCCGGCUGUUGGUGACGACAGCAAGCACCCGAAGGUGGACUGCGAGAAGGAUUGGUGGGACGGCCUAGAGUGGGAUGGAUUGGAGGCCAAACACCACCCUUCCCUGUACGAGCCGGUCCACUCGGCUUACUACAAAAACCAGCUGCCUAGAGUCUCUCUCCUGAGGUGA
This is a messenger RNA of Hordeum vulgare subsp. vulgare (domesticated barley), 3138 nucleotides long. RefSeq lists its product as uncharacterized. The record is from RefSeq and is a predicted model, not a curated record. The coding region runs from base 280 to 3138 and encodes 952 amino acids. Lineage: Eukaryota; Viridiplantae; Streptophyta; Magnoliopsida; Poales; Poaceae. The transcript has a single exon.